AUGUCUCUCACCGCUAAUACUGCCACCGCCCAUGCGGCCGUGGAGCCGCAUACGAGUUGGAUCAAUAUCCUCACGAUCCUCGCAGCAGGAACUGCAAGUUUCAUCUUUGGCUAUUCCAAUAAUGUCAUUGCCGGGACCCUCGCCCAAGCCUCUUUCUUGGAAAAAUUCUUGACUGUGGAAACAACGCCUCGUAUAGGUGGGAUGCUUGGAGCAUUUUUCGGUGGAGCUUGGAUCGGCUGCGUCAUCCAGAGCCCGGUUUCUUCACGUUUCGGCAGGCGCCCGUGUAAUAUGGCAGCGGCUGUUAUUGUGACAAUCGCUGCAGCUCUUCAAGCAGGCAGUGUGGACCUUGGGAUGUUCCUAGUGGCCCGCGUGCUCAAUGGCAUCGGCGCUGGCAUGAUCAUCGCCAAUACGCCAGUCUAUAUGUCUGAGAUUGCACCAGCUCAUACGCGAGGUAUCUUGGUCAGCUGCCAGGGUGUUGCCGUCACCUUCGCCUAUAUUGUGUCUUCUCUCAUUGCAUUCGGGUUUCACUUUGUGAAUCACCCGUUUCAAUGGCGAUUGCAAUUCAUUGUAUUGACAUCUUUGUCUCUGUUGCUGGUUGUGGCAAUGUAUUUCAUUCCUGAAAGCCCCAGAUGGCUCAUGGACCAUGGAAGGCCUGAUGAGGCCUGGAGAGUACUACAGAGGUUGCACAGCUCCAAGAAAGACCCUGAUGCACGUCUUGCACGAGCGGAAUAUGUUCAAAUCAAGGCACAGAUCGAAGAAGAAAAGUCUCUACCAUCUGGGUACUGGUACAUUUUGACAAAUCCCCAUAUGAGAAAGAGAGCGAUCUGUGGAUCACUGGUCUGGAUCAUGGGGCAGUCAACAGGUAUUGUGGUCAUCGCCAACUUUGCGCCCCAAUUAUUUGCAGGUCUCGGUUUCGACAAUGAGCUUCAACUCGGACUUGCUGUCGUGUGGGUCACAGUAUGCGCGAUUGGAACCUGGCUCAGUGGUCUUCUCAUCGAACGUCUUGGCCGAGUCAAGCAGCUUGCCCUCGGCGGUUAUCUGUGCACUGCUUGUCUUAUUAUUGAAGCAGUCCUCCAAAAGUACUACAUCGGAUCUUCAAACUCAACAGGCCUCAAUUCUGCUACCGCCAUGUACUUCAUCUUCGUAUUCCUUUUUGGUCUGCUGAUCGAAUGCCCCGGCUACACCUACAUUGUGGAAAUCUGGCCGACUCAUCUUCGAAGCGAGGGUGCCACAAUUGGUUUCGUCUCCUUCUUUACUAUGACUAUCAUAUACAACAGCCCAGCAGCAGAGGCAUUUGCAACGAUUGGCUGGCGGUAUUACUUCGUGAUGAUCUCCGUCUGCCUUGUGUCAACUACGGCUCUUCUGGUCUACUGCCCUGAGACUGCGGGUCUGACCCUGGAAGAGGUUGCCGCCAAGUUUGGCGACCAUGUGGCUGUCGACAUGUCUACGAUCGAUAUCGACCACAUUGAGAUUGAGAAGACUGCCGAUGCACAUGUGGAGCGUAUUGGUGCAUGAGGUUUUGGGGACGUGAGUAUGUAGAGAAGAAUGUUUUCCGCACAGUGCCAAGGCAGGGUGUUGGAAGUUUAACCUGCAAGUCUGGCAUCCAAUAUGCUGUUGUCGAAGUGUAUGGUCUAUCAGAAUCUCUUGUGUGGGAAUUGGAGCUCGGAGAAGAUGUAUGAAGUGGCAGCCAUACUGUAGAUGAUCUUUCCAUCCAAAAUUGAUGAUGUGGAUUUACGGUUCGUCUCCCACGCCUGAUGAAGUCUUUGUGCGCUUCUGGUAUAAACGUCCCAGGCUUUGCUCCGC
Messenger RNA from Exophiala viscosa, 1803 nucleotides. Its product is annotated as general substrate transporter. The record is from RefSeq and is a predicted model, not a curated record. Gene Ontology annotation, cellular component: membrane. Gene Ontology annotation, molecular function: carbohydrate:proton symporter activity. Lineage: Eukaryota; Fungi; Ascomycota; Eurotiomycetes; Chaetothyriales; Herpotrichiellaceae. Bases 1 to 1515 code for a protein of 504 amino acids. Gene Ontology annotation, biological process: transmembrane transport; carbohydrate transport. The transcript has 6 exons.